UAACCUUGGAGGUGGAACUUGUAUUCGUGGAAUGGAUUUGACCACAACUACGAUGUGAUUUAAUGCUCGAGUAUCCUGAUAGAUGGCAGCUACAGCUUGGUGCAGGUCAGAUUUGGAAAUAAUUCGACAGUCGAAUCUCCAUAUCGACUACGGAAACUUUAUCCAAUCACAGAGGAUGUUUACUUACGCAAUGGGCCAAUACGAAUAGAGCUCUGCAAGACGUUGACCAAUAACAGGUUCCACAUGAAAUCUGAACCAUUUAGAACGAUUUAGGACUAAUCUCGUAUUCAACGGUUCCGGAGUUUAAAAUGUGCUCUUGUUUUAAGUGUCAAGGAACUUCCAGUGGUUACAUGCACCAUUGAAAAGGUUAAGGUUGUAAACACUGAGACGGCAAAUCCAAAUUGAGUUGAAAAAAUGGAAUCGUCCAAGGAACCAAUUAGUGUACGCAUUGCCCGUCUGAAUAACCUAUUUCUAGGGCGAGUGGGUGCUGGUAAUAUGCAUUACCUUGGACGGGAAGGAUUGAUGGAUACCCUUAUUGUUCUUUAUGAUGAAUGCAACAAUGAUCAUCUGAAGAAGGACCAGAACAUUGCUCUAUUUGUAGAAAAAUAUCGCAGCCUAGUUGCAGAACUGCGUUGCCUACGAGUGAAUAUUUCAGAUUUUGAAGUGAAGAAAAUUAUAGGUCGUGGUCAUUUUGGCGAAGUUCAAGUAGUACGAGAGAAACAGACUGGCGAUGUUUAUGCAAUGAAAACACUUCAUAAGGCUGAUACUUUAAGUCAGCAGGCAGCUGCAUCUUAUGAGGAAGAGCGAGACAUUAUGGCUCAUGCCACUUCUCCAUGGCUUACCUCACUGCAGUAUGCAUUCCAAGACAUGCAUAAUCUGUACCUUGUAAUGGAGUUCCAUCCGGGUGGUGAUUUGCUGGCAUUGCUAGAUAGGUUUGAUGGCUAUUUGGAAGAAGCUAUGGCUAGGUUUUACUUAGCAGAGCUAGUGCUUUGUAUUCGCAGUCUUCAUCUGAUGGGAUAUGUGCACAGAGAUAUUAAACCUGACAAUAUCCUUAUAGACCGAUGUGGUCACCUCAAGUUGGCAGACUUUGGGUCUGCUGCAAAGUUAACAGCUGCAGGAGCAGUGAUGAGUCAGAUGCCAGUGGGGACUCCAGAAUAUAUUGCACCUGAAGUACUGAAGUCAAUGGAGGCUUCUUUGGGAAACACAAAGAAGAAAAGUCCAGGUGCUUAUGGGGUGGAGUGUGAUUAUUGGUCACUGGGUAUUGUUGCAUAUGAAAUGGCGUUUGGGCAGACACCAUUCUCUGGAGACCAGCUUACAGACACAUACUUCAAUAUUAUGAAUCACAAGUCCAAGUUGCUGUUCCCUGAGGAUUGUGAUGUCUCACAGUCAUAUCAUGACAUCAUAUGUGGUCUCUUGGAUGAUGCUGCUUCACGCCUAGGUCACGAGCAGCUGUUGAAACAUCCAUUUUUUUCUAGUGUUGACUGGAACACUUUAAGAGAAGCUGUUCCACCUUUUGUUCCGGUUGUCAAAGGCGUAGAUGACACUUCAAAUUUUGUUGAAUUUGAAAAAGAACCACAAAUUCCAUCCAUCGAAAAUUUCAAGAUGAAGAGAGAGUUUUCAGGCAAUAACUUGCCUUUUGUUGGAUUUACAUAUGUUCAUGAUGUAGAUGUGGUUUCUAAGCACAAAUAUCGAACAAGUUUGUCUCCCAAGAAGAAGAAUGAACUUGAAGAAAUUCUGGCUCGUUAUAAGAAAGAUGCAGAUAGAUUUUCGAAGAAAGUUUGUGAAUUAGAGCAUGCGAAUGAGAGGAGAAAUAAAAUUGUUGAGGCGCUGGAGUGCAAAGUAGAGCAGCAGCGGGAGCAGUUGAAAACUGUAGAAGCGGAUAAGGACAUUCUAGAACGUGAAUGUGAGCGGUUAAAAAAUGAACGCAUGAGCAUGUUGCAGACCCUGGAACAGGAGCGUAAGGAUCGUCAAGCAAUAGAGAAGAAAGUUGUUGCCCUGGUCCGUGACAGCAAGGCCAGUUGGGAGAAGAAACACAAGCAGGAAAUAACAGAUUUGGAGAAGCGGGUGGAGGACCAAGCACAGCGCAUCAUGGAACUGUGCACAAUGAACAAUGCUCUAAACAGCAAAGUGGAUAGACAGACAGAAGAAAUUAAGUCUAGAUGUUCUGAAAUUGAUAUGCUGCAAACACUGGUCCAGGAGAACCAUAGUAAGAUGGCAAAGGCUCGUGAGAUCAAUCGGCAUAGUGUAGUGGGCAUUGAAACCAAGCUAGAACGUAUUGCUGCUGACUCUCAGAUUCAAGUGACAGCCCUACAGUCACAGCUAGCUGAUGAAGUCAAGUUGCGGUCUGAACUGCAGGAACAACUACGUGAAUCUGAAGAAAAUAUUGCCCAGAAGGAGGCUGAGCUUUUGUCCAUGCGAGAGCGAGAAGCCUCCCAGAUUACUGAAAUGAGAUCUGAAUUAGAGCUAUGCCAGCAGCAGUGUGUUGAGUUGCACCUGCAGGUAGAUUUUCUGCAAAGAGAAGCUGAUAGUGCAGUUAAAAACCUGGAAAGUAGCAACAAAGCUCUUAUUUGUGAGCUAGAAGAGAAGUUACACAGAGAAAAACAGGAGUGUCACAAGUUGAGGGAACAAUUGAUGAAGAAGGAAGGUGAACUAAGUGAGUCGCUAAUAUCACAGGAAAACACAUUAGCUUCAAGGGAAACAGAACACGAAACCCAUGUAACUAUGCUGGAAACAGAACUUAAGCAGGCUGCUGCUGACAAAAUGAAACUGCAACAUAGACUUCAAGAGGCUCUUGAUAAAGAAGAGGAAGAUAGCCACAAGUUGGAGUCACUGGAGGCACUACUGAAACGCUUGGAGCAGGGUCUAGCUCGCCUGGAGGAGGAAAAUCUUAAGUUAAAAGGACAGAGCAAGUCAGAGGAAGAUGGCAAAGGCCCUAGCAAUCUCACUGAAGAACUGGAGAAGCAGAAACUAAUUCUGCUGGCUCAGGUGGAGAAGCUAGAGUCACAGCUGGAGAAAGUGACAGAGACUUCAAUUCUUGACAGGCAAGCUGCCAAAAUAGCACAGAACCAAUUGUGGAAGAAAGAAAAGGAACUGUCAGAUGCAAAGAUCGAUCUGCGCAUAGCCCAACGUGAAACAAAGACUGCAGAGGACCAGAUGAGAGCAUUGCGGGAGGAGAAACAGAAGUUGGGAGAGAGAUUGCAGGAAGAAAUGAAUGCCCAUAUGGAACAGCUAAAAUCAGAACAUGACAAGGUGGAUCAAUUACAUCAACAGAUUACAUCAUUAAGCGCAGAGCUACAGGACAUGACAAAGAAAGAAGAAACAGCCAGAAAGCAAGUUGAUGUGGAGAAAGCUUUGCUUGCCCAGAAGAAGAUGGAACUUGAAUCCAGUAACACUUCAGCACAAACACUCCAUAAUGAUCUGAAUGUGGCCCACAAACAGAUGAGGGUUUUGGAGCAACAGGUGGCAAAUUUGCAGGCAGAAACCAAAUGUUUGAGUGAGACACUGAAUCAUCUCCGUGAGGACAAGGCAAAACUGGAAGCUGAGUUGAAGGAUCAGAAGACAAGGAAUAGCAGUUUGGAAUUGAAUAAUAACUUACUGAAGGAGUUGUGCACAAUGCAUGAUGAUGAACUGGAACAUAUGGAGAUGCUUAAGAAGGCAUAUGAGGAGAAAGAAGCUUUACUAAAAAGUGAAAAGGUCUCUCUCCAAUCAGAAAUAGAAUCCUUACAGUCUGAGCUACAGACAGCUUGUCUGCAAUCAAAUGAAGAAAAGUCUCUUCGUGUCCAUGCUGAAUCACGAAUCCAGUCUCUGGAAGCAGAGCUACAAGCCUGCACUGAUGAUUUGUCAUUGUUGCAGUCACAGGUGGAUGAUUACCGCAGUUUAGCUGAUCAGCGCACACAACAGAUAGCAGAACUAGAAGAUAAAUGCUGUAUAGCUGAGUUGGGACUGCGUAACAUUCAGCGCCAACUACAGGCAUCUAAAGAUGAAAGUAAUGCCUUGAAAGAAGAUCUUACAGAACAUCUGACACAGAUAAACUCUCUGAAGGAAUCCAAUUUCAAGCUUAAUCACGAUCUUGAGGACUCCAGUGACCAGAUUCAGCAGCUGAAAAUUAACCACUCUGAGUUGGAAGCUACCUUGACAGAGAUGGAAGUAUACUACAGACACCGUGAGUUCAAGAAUGAUGCAGUAAUUCAACAGCAAACCAAACUUAUUGAUUACCUACAAAAAAGGAUAGAAGAGGGUAACAAGAAAAAGAAGACUAUAGCAGACAGGUUGUUUGGUGGUCGGCAAAAGGAGAACAUUUUACUAUUAGCUAAUGCACCAUCAGGAAAAACCAGGCACUUUCCUAGUCAUUACCAGCAAACAAUCAACACCAAGUCCUUUGCAGAGCAUCUGGUACCACGGCAAACACACAACAAAGAUGCUGACAGUGAUGGGAUCUCACCUGUAACUGCAAUGUCACCCAUCACAUCAUUGCCCAAGAAGGCACUGACACAUCUGGUACAGUCUCCUGGGUCCCACACAUCAGACUGUUUUGUUCGGCAGCCGUCACUUCAACGCAUGCAUUACAACAUUCCACACAGGUUUGACCAGAAGCUGUGUAUGCGUGCUACAAAAUGUGCUGCUUGCCUGGAUAGUGUUCACUUUGGUCAUUAUGCUUCCAUCUGUCAGGAAUGUAGCAUCACCUCUCAUCCUAAGUGUUCUCUGGUUUUGCCAUCAACAUGUGGUAUGCCAUCAGGGUUUGCAAGGCACUUCAGUCAGUCCUGGAAGAGCACUCAGGUGGACACUGACUCAGCAGUUGGCAGCGAGAGUACCGAAUCAGGGCCACAACCCUGUAAAGUGGAAGGCUAUGUUAAGAUUCCCAAACGAGGCAGGUCUUGCUGGGAGCGUAAAUAUCUGCGAUUGGAAGGGAAUGAACUGCAGAUAUUUGACCAUGAACCUACAAGUGAAAUGAUGUCCCCAUCACAGAAGUUCCUGGUAUGUCAACCAGAGGGCACCACCAGCAUACUGAGCUCUGUGCCCUACUCAGAUGUGGUAAACACUGCAAAAUCUGAUCUUCCAUUCAUUUUUAAGGUUGAGGUGAUACCAAGAACUACUUGCUGGCCGGGUAGGAGCCUUUUCAUCAUGGCUCUCAGUUUCCCAGAGAAACAGUCCUGGGUGUCUGCUCUGGAAGCUAUUGUUCAGGGUUACAACAACAAUAGAAUGGAGGGUUAUAAUGGGCAGCCUCUAAGAUAUCGGGGAAACACAGUGAUAUGUCUUGAUGAAGCCGAAAUGCUGGACCUUAACUGCUGCCUGCAACUGAGUCCAGAGAUUUUGUUGCUUGGAGCAGAGGAGGGUCUUUUCUCUUUGCGUCUGAAGGAGAAGAAUGCGAAGCCUGUGAAAAUACAGGGCUUGACACAUGUAUACCAGAUGUCAAUGUUGCCGCUUCUCAACUGCCUGAUUGUAUUAACAGGAGAAAGCCGAACUCUGAUGAUGUGUGACUUACUUCUGGUGAGAACCAGUGCAGAAGCAGCAGAAUGUGUUAAACCCAGCAUCACUGCAUUUCCUGUCCUACCAGCUACUGGAUCAAACAGUGUAGGAUGUUGCCUUAUGUUUGCUGCAACCACAACCAGAGACAUGCAAGAGCAAGCACGUACCAUCCUCUGUGCCGCCACUGAGAAACAUAUUCUGUUACUGAAGUGGAAUGUAUCUCAAAAUAAUUUCCAACUAUCCAAAGUGUUGGACACGGAAGAACAAUUUCUGGAUCCAACUGACAAGAGUCUGGCCCAUGUCGUAGUUGGGGCUCAGCAUCUGAACAUCUACCCAGUUUCCAUAUUAGAUGUUACCGAAUCAAGGACUGCAGAACCGGAGUACCUCUUGUGUUUCAGUGUAUUUGGUAUCUUUGUGGAUAAAUUUGGGCAACGAACACGACUAGACGACAUCAAAUGGAGCCAUAAACCUCUUGGCGUUGCUUAUCGCAAGCCAUAUUUGUUCAUUAUUCACUUUUCUUCAGUGGAGGUUAUGAAGCUGUCAGUUUCAUCUUUCACUCGUAGUCAUGAUGACAGUGGUUCCACUGUGAACUACCCAGAUCAAACGUAUAUCAACCUCAGUAGUCCCCGUUUCCUUGGGACAGUAGAAGGUCAAGGUCCAGCUAUAUACGUGGGCCACUGUACCCAAAACGGUAUAGAGGUGUUAAAAGUGGAGGGUGCUUUGGCAUGCAAGGAAACCAGUAGUUCUAGUAUAACCAACACAGACACAACAUCAGAAGGGGAUGGUGCAGAUCUCAAUAGCUAUGCAGGUUCAGAAUUCAGUUUCACUUCAUCAUUGGCACAGUCUUUGGAGAAUGACACAGACAGUCCCUGUUCUCUGGAUAGUGAAUCCAUUGAUUUUAACUCUGAGCACAGAAAAGUGCAUUUUGAUGCAUAAGGAUUACCACAUGGGAUACCAAAACCUGAAGGAUCACUGAAGUCCAUGAUCCCGAAGCCAUCUAAGAUCUGUUGCAACUGGGCUGUUAAAGAGGCAUCAAUCUUCUCACAAAACUGCAGCUUUAUCCAAUUCUGAUUUUCUUUGAAUCGGAGUGGUGAAUUUUGCAAGUUCUUUUUGCUGCUCAUGAUAUUUCACUUAAGGAGUCUUCACAGACUUUGUUGCAACAUGAUCAUUUGUCCAAAAUAUGCUUUGGCUAUACUUCGUAACAACGAUCUCAUGAUGUAGAAGUAUGAUUCGUGCAGGACCAGAGCCCUGAAGAAGAAAAAACAGUUCAAUAAUGCGUCCCAAAGUUUCUGAGUUCCUGUUGAGGCCUGCAAAAACUUAAGGCAUUUUCUGCAUUAAUUUGUAAUUUGUAAUAGAUUUUUUUUCAUCAUGUUUGAAUUUACUCUAUAUGUAAGUUACAAGGAUGUGACGUGUAAUAAAAUGUGUGGUUUUUAUUUCAGUACAGUUGUUAGGUUAAGAGUGGUUUCAAAAUUGAUAUAACAUCUUAUGGCAUGUAACUUUUCCUGUGUGUCAUUCUUGGCUGCUUUUAAAGCAGCAUCUUCUUUAAUAUUUACAAUGAUGUGUCUAACUGCUUUAUUAUUUAACUCCACGGAGCUGAACUCUUCU
Messenger RNA from Cryptotermes secundus, 7071 nucleotides. RefSeq names its product citron Rho-interacting kinase (gene sti). Gene Ontology annotation, molecular function: protein serine/threonine kinase activity; ATP binding. The record is from RefSeq and is a predicted model, not a curated record. Gene Ontology annotation, cellular component: cytoplasm; cytoskeleton. Gene Ontology annotation, biological process: peptidyl-threonine phosphorylation; actomyosin structure organization; mitotic cytokinesis. The transcript is spliced from 35 exons. Bases 415 to 6402 code for a protein of 1995 amino acids. Lineage: Eukaryota; Metazoa; Arthropoda; Insecta; Blattodea; Kalotermitidae.